Molecule: messenger RNA, 1435 nt
Organism: Brassica napus (rape)
Lineage: Eukaryota; Viridiplantae; Streptophyta; Magnoliopsida; Brassicales; Brassicaceae
Exons: 1
Coding region: 1-996 (331 amino acids)
Source: RefSeq, a predicted model, not a curated record
AUGGGAGAUGAAGUCGAUCGAAGAUUAUAUGCGGUUUUGGAUGAGGCUGUCGAUGAAUAUAUUGAAGAUACAUUCAACAACAUCGUCGAAAAUCGAACAGUUAAACCGAGGAAACGUGCAUAUGUCGAACGAAACCGCGAAGAGGGCCACAACCGUCUAUGGAAUGAUUACUUCAGUGAAGAUUCCACAUUUCCGGUUCAUUUAUUCAGACGCCGUUUCCGCAUGAACAAGGAAGUAUUCUUGCGUAUUGUCAAUCGCGUCUCCGAAAAUGUUACAUUCUUUCAGCAAAGAAGAGAUGCAGUCCGAAGGUUAGGUCUAUCUCCACUACAAAAGUGUACGGCAGCUAUUCGUAUGCUUGCUUAUGGCUGCGCCGCUGACGCCACUGACGAAUAUCUCCGACUUGGUGAAAGCACAUCACUUCCGUGUUUAACUAAUUUCACAGAAAUCAUAAUACAGUUAUUUGGAGAUGAGUAUCUACGAAGACCCACAACAGAGGAUCUUGAACGACUACUCGAUAUUGGAGAGAUACGUGGCUUUCCUGGAAUGAUAGGAAGCAUCGACUGUAUGCAUUGGGAGUGGAAAAAUUGCCCAGCCGCUUGGAAAGGACAGUACACACGUGGAUCAGGAAAGCCGAGAAUUGUCUUGGAGGCUGUCGCUUCACAAGAUCUUUGGAUAUGGUACGCUUUUUUUGGUCCUCCAGGUACCUUAAACGAUAUUAACGUCCUCGAUCGGUCACAUGUUUUUGAUGACAUUUUACAAGGUCGAGCUCCAAUGGUACAAUACGUGGUCAACGGACACCAGUAUGAUAUGGCGUACUACCUCACGGACGGUAUAUAUCCAAAAUGGUCAACAUUUAUCCAAUCUAUCUCACUCCCUCAAGGUCCUAAAGCAGAGUUAUUUGCUAAAAUUCAAGAAUCAACCCGAAAAGAUGUGGAGCGUGCUUUUGGAGUAUUGCAAGCUCGAUUUGCAAUAGUGAAAAACCCGGCUAUUUUGUAGGACAAGAGACAAAUAGGGAUGAUUAUGCGAACAUGUAUCAUACUGCACAAUAUGAUAGUAGAAAAUGAACGCAAUGGAUACACUCAGUAUGAUAUAUCUGAGUUUGAAGAAGGAACCUCGACCAGAAGUUCAAAUGUGGAUGUAUCCGAUUCUCCCGAGAUGCCUCCAAAUCUCGGUAAUAUGCUUCGCAUACGGAGUAAUGUUCGUGAUAGGCAUUACAUGAACAAUUGAAAUAUGAUUUAAUCGAAAAUAUUUGGAACAAGUUUGGUAAUGAUAAAAAUGAAUAAUUAUUGUAUGUUUACAUUUAAUCCUUCAAUAAAUGAAUUUUAAAUUUAAAUGUUUUGCAAAUUUCAUAAUUUUUAAUUUCUAAGAUUCAAUUCAAAAAAAAAAAAAACUAAAGACUCCAUAAUAGAUAACACCAUUGGACAUACAAUUAGGA